Messenger RNA from Ruditapes philippinarum (Manila clam), 1148 nucleotides. Its product is annotated as A disintegrin and metalloproteinase with thrombospondin motifs adt-1-like. Bases 68 to 1108 code for a protein of 346 amino acids. The record is from RefSeq and is a predicted model, not a curated record. NCBI's taxonomy places the organism in Eukaryota, Metazoa, Mollusca, Bivalvia, Venerida, Veneridae. The transcript is spliced from 11 exons.
GAAGUGCUUACGUUAGCAGUAACAAAAUUAAAUAAGAUAACGUCGAUUAAGGUCCAAAAGUGUCAUCAUGAAUAUUUCAUUGCUCCUGGCUACAUUAAUCAUUAUCAGCUCUAUGCAUUGGGUCGAUUCUUUGUUGUGUUAUUCAUGCAGUGAUUUGAAAAGCAAUGAGGAGUGUUUCAACACCACUAUUUGUCCGGACGGAGAGGCCUGCUAUGGUCGAGCGGAUGGAUUUUUAACAUCAGAAGUAAAACACACAACUGGAUGCACAAAGGAGCUUAAGCCACAACGAAGGAAUGACUCACUGGGAUAUUCUUUCUGUGCAAAAACAUGCCGUGACAAUCUCUGCAAUUUGCACAGCUGCCAGCUCUUAGAUAAUUCAACAAAACCUCCACGAUGUCUGGCCUGUGAUUCGGUAGAUUCACCAAGUCUGUGCAAGAAAGUCGUUCAAUGUAACUCUAAUGAGGUUUGCUUCUCAGAAAGAGUUUUUACUUUCCACAACGCUGUGUACAGAUUUGGAUGUGUUAAAGAAAAGGACUGCAGUGCCCAACCCGUGAAUAUGGCUGCUAUCUUGGGAAAGAGAGCUGAUGAGAAAUCAUGUUCAGUGUGUUGCAAAACUGAACAUUGUAAUAUAAAUGCUUGCAGCAAUUAUCCAGUAGGACAGAUGUUUCCUCUUUCACCAAUUUCUUCAGGUAUUUGUACCGACUCCGACGCUGCUUUGUGUUCAACAUUUGGUCGCCUUCGUGCAGACGCAUGCAAAGAACAAAUAGUAUUAAAUAGAUGCCCAUCGUCCUGCGGUGUUUGUGCUCAUAUUGUAUGGAGCCAAUGGUCACCAUGGGGUAGCUGUUCUGCUAGUUGUGGGCUAGGUACUCGAACACGAUCGAGGACAUGCCAUCGACGCUUUAACUUUGUUGGUACUUGUGCUGGACCUUCUACCAGCAGCUCGACCUGCCAAGGACAUAAUUGUCCAGUUAAUGGUGGAUGGUGUGUUGAGACAAGACAAGAUUGCCAUCAUGUUUAUAGUUCUUAUAUGGAGUGUACAAAUCAUAGAGAUGUAACUACAUGUUCCUGUCCAGCGCCUCAAAACGGUGGACUUCCCUGCAAAGAAUAGUCUUGAUAUAUUCAUUAUUAAAGAAUGGCGAUCUAUGAUG